Messenger RNA from Lolium rigidum, 1533 nucleotides. RefSeq names its product DNA excision repair protein ERCC-1. Gene Ontology annotation, cellular component: ERCC4-ERCC1 complex; nucleus; nucleotide-excision repair factor 1 complex. The record is from RefSeq and is a predicted model, not a curated record. Gene Ontology annotation, molecular function: damaged DNA binding; single-stranded DNA binding. Lineage: Eukaryota; Viridiplantae; Streptophyta; Magnoliopsida; Poales; Poaceae. Gene Ontology annotation, biological process: meiotic mismatch repair; nucleotide-excision repair; UV-damage excision repair. The coding region runs from base 40 to 1185 and encodes 381 amino acids. The transcript has 9 exons.
CCUGCGGGUCUUCGCCUCCCCUGACGCUCCCCGCGCGCCAUGGACGGACAGCAAGGGCGGCAGCGGCCGGAGUCCGGCAAGAACCUCAUAAAGAUCCCGUCCUACCAAGAGGUCUUCGGUACUACCUCCUCCUCCUCCUCCUCCUCGGCGCCUACCUCCUACAACCCUCCACUCCCCGCCACCGCCGGCGCCGCCGCCUCUUCGUCGUCCUUUUCCGAGGCCUUCUCCUUCCUCAAGUCCUCCGAGUUCUACUCCCCGCCCGCGCCGCCGCCGCCGCAACCCUCCACCGCCCCGAGGCCGCCUGUGGCUGGUCCCUCCGCGGCGGCGGCCCAGAGCAAGAAUGCCAUUCUCGUGAGCAAUAGGCAGAAAGGGAACCCAUUACUGAAGCACAUCAGGAACGCGAGGUGGACGUUUGCUGACAUCGUACCGGACUACGUGAUCGGGCAGUCUUCGUGCGCACUGUACAUAAGUCUCCGGUACCAUCUUCUUCACCCCGACUACUUGUACUAUCGGAUAAGAGAGCUCCAAAAGAAUUUCAAACUCCGUGUCAUCCUGUGCCACAUAGAUAUUGAAGAUGUAGUAAAACCUUUACACGAAGUUACAAGGACAUCACUGCUACAUGACUGCACCCUUCUGUGUGGCUGGAGUCUGGAGGAAUGUGGCCGGUACUUGGAGACUAUUAAAGUGUUUGAAAACAAGCCAGCUGACAGCAUUCGUGAGCACACGGAUAAUGACUAUUUGUCUCGGUUCACUCAUGCUCUUACAUCCAUCCGGCGUGUUAACAAAACAGACGUUAUCACACUUGGUUCAUCUUUUGGAUCACUUUCUCGAAUAAUGGAUGCUUCCAUGGAAGAACUAGCUCGUUGUCCAGGAAUUGGUGAGCGGAAGGUAAAACGCCUUUAUGAUACUUUUCAUGAGCCAUUCAAACGAGUUACGCCCCGCCCAAACCUUGUUGUACCUGAUACUCCCGACAGAGAGAAAGCGUCUGGUGGCACACCAGAUGCAGCAGAAAAGCCAGGCGCAUCGAAGAACAAGAAAGGCUCUGAUGUUAAAUCGGCCCUUACUGCUGCCUUCGCGAAGUACUCAGAAAAGAUCCGCAACCAGGGCCGUGAUGCAGCACAUGAGGCUGGUGAAGGUACUAGCAGUUCAACCAUGGAAGAUGAUAAGACAAACCAAUUAGAUUAGCGAUAGGAAGUGCCAAGCUCAAAUGUCCUGAUGUUGUUGCAGUUGUAAUAUUAGCCACCUCCGUUUACUGCUCGACAAGGGUGGAUUUUGAAAUGAACUUGUAAGUUAGGCCUUCCCUUUUAUUAACAUUGUAGUGUAGACCUUCCCUUUUCUCAACAUAACUUGCUGUUUUUCUUUCUUCUUUCUAUGAAUACUUUUUUUUCUCUGUCUGAGAACUCUUUGAGCCACCCAAGAGGGCACAGGAAAUUGUAAUCUCAAUUUGACAAAACAGUGCGAUUCUUCACUGCUCUUUUUCAUCAACUGAAGCGGCAAUUAACAGAAAGCUUUAUUUGCUUUGAUCUUUAAGUA